CAUUCCCAACACCAAAACAAGCAAAAACUCACUCACAACAAAACCUCAAUUUUCCCAAAAAUGGUCAAGACAGAAACCAAAAUUUCAUCGUCAUCAUCAUCGCUGUCGUCGUCGCCGCCACCUCAAAACUCAAAGAAGAGAUUCAAGGGAGUGAGAAUGAGAAGCUGGGGAUCAUGGGUCUCCGAGAUCAGAGCCCCCAAUCAAAAAACAAGGAUUUGGCUCGGCUCCUACUCCACGGCGGAGGCGGCGGCGCGAGCCUACGACGCCGCGCUCCUAUGCCUCAAGGGCUCCUCCGCCAACCUCAACUUCCCCAUAUCUUCGAUCUCACACAUCAAAGCCGAUCAAACCAUGUCUCCCAAAUCAAUCCAAAGAAUUGCGGCCGCGGCUGCAGCUGCGGCCAGUGCUGAAAAUUUAGAAGGUUCUAGAAACCCUAGCCCUCUGUCGCCAAUGUCGAGCGAGGGCGAGUCGCCCUCGCUGUCGCCUUCGUGUCAGAUCGAAGACGACAGGAUUUUGGCGGCGGGGGCGGACUAUUUCGAGGACGUGGCGGCGUGGUACAACUUUGAUUCCCCGAAGUACAAUGAGAUGAUUAAUGGGAUGUUUUACGAUCCCUUUAUGAUGGAGGAUUAUUCUUAUGAAGAUGGCGAUAUUCGGUUGUGGAGCUUUUCUUGAAUAUUUUUUUUUAUUAUUGUUUAUUUAUUGGAUGAUGAUCUUCAGUUUAUUUUGAUGAAGACAUUGCUGACUAUACAUAUAUGGAGUAUAAUUUUUGUAAUUUAUUGAGUUGAAGAUUUGGGGUUUCAUUUGCAAGAGAGCGAAUUUUUCAUGGGCUCUUUUGGGUGAAUUUGACUCUAUACAAUAGUUUUGUAGCAUUUAAAUUUCAUAUCAUAUUAUAUUUUGUAACAUUUUAAUUCAUAUUCUCUACAUAAAUAUAGAGUGAAGUUGUGUUUCCA
Salvia hispanica is the source of this 947-nucleotide messenger RNA. The record is from RefSeq and is a predicted model, not a curated record. Lineage: Eukaryota; Viridiplantae; Streptophyta; Magnoliopsida; Lamiales; Lamiaceae.